AGCCAGCCACGCAACACUAGAGCUACUGAAAACAUGGCUGCUUCUGUACGGGUGAGGACGUGGAACAACAAGGCUCGCUCAGUCAAACCCUGGCUACUUCUUUUGACAGGGAUCAUUUUAUUGGGCGAUGUAAAUCGUGGGGUCAUGGCAGCACCAGAACCGGGACAAUGGAGUAUUACAGUUGUCAAUACCUCAAGACCAUUACUUUUGAGGAAAUCCAUGUAUAAAGACACUGAUAUCAAAUUGAAAGUUGUGUCCUUUGGUUGUCCAGAGGAAAUGACUUUUACCAUUCAAUGGUACUUGAAAUACUAUCCCUGCCACAAUGAGUUCAAUAAUAUUGAGGAAAUGUAUGAGAGGACGCCACUGAGUCGAGGACAGAGUAUGGAUCCUAACCCUCUAGGACAAGGAGAAUGCAUUGAGCACAAGCACAAGCCCUUGAGCUGCAACAAUGACCUGCGAUACUUCCCAAUGCUAAAUAAAGCCAAGGCAGAACCACGGCCAGUUGUCCCUCCCAUGGAAGGAGCAGCACCGGGCUCAGAUGAAAACUACACGAAGUGGACGAUGGAGGAGUACGACAAAGUCGGCGGUCUGAAGAACGGCAGUGUGUCGCUUAAACAUGACGUCAUCGCCACCACGUGGAAGGACGGCCCCUAUCUGCUGGUGGUGGUGAUUAAGUCUAACAAACAGGAAGCCAACUGGAAUCUAACAGUCAACGUCGUAAUGAAGGGAACUCACGGCUACAUCUCCAUCACGGAAUGGCCUCUCAUGAUCUUCUACAUGGUGAUGUGUACAGUGUACAUCCUGUAUGCGUUACUCUGGUUCCUGUGGGCUGCCUGCUACUGGAAGGACUUACUGAGGAUCCAGUUCUGGAUAGCUGGAGUCAUCUUUCUGGGCAUGGUGGAGAAGGCUGUGUUCUGUGCUGAGUACGAGAACACCAACGGUGUCGGGGCAGCUUCUCCAGGCCUGUUGAUCUUUGCUGAGCUCAUCUCUGCCCUGAAGAGAACCCUGGCACGGCUGCUGGUCAUUAUCGUCAGUCUGGGAUAUGGUAUAGUCAAACCUCGACUGGGUACAGUGAUGCACAGAGUGGUGGGACUAGGUGUGCUGUACUUUGCCUUUGCUGCCAUCGAAGGUGUGCUUAGGAUCACUGGGGUUCGUGACAAUGGCCCCGCCCUCAUCACAUCCAUUGUUCUAGCAUUGAUGGACUUCUGUAUCAUCUGGUUCAUAUUUGUGAGCCUGGCUCACACUAUAAAGACACUGAAGCUGAGGAGAAACCCAGUGAAGCUGUCUCUCUACAGACAUUUCACAAACACACUCAUCUUUGCCAUUAUAGCUUCAGUCAUUUUCAUGGUGUGGACGACGAAAAAAUUCAGACUAGCCGACUGUCAAUCUGACUGGGUGGAGCUGUGGGUAGAUGAUGCCUUCUGGAGGUUCCUGUUCUCCAUCAUACUGCUGGUUAUCAUGUUCUUAUGGAGACCCUCUGCUAACAACCAAAGAUAUGCGUUCACUCCACUGAUGGAUGACUCUGACGAUGAGGAGAUCGAGGAGUUCCUGGUGUCAGCUAAUUUAGCUGAUGGCAUAAAGCUGAGAGCCUCCAACUUUAAGAGUGAGACGAACGGCUCAGCCAAGCCUUCAGGAUCUAACCCGGAUGAAGACUUGAAGUGGGUGGAAGAGAACAUUCCUACCUCUCUAACAGACGUAGCGUUGCCUGUCCUUCUUGAUUCAGAUGAGGAAAUCAUGACUACAAAAUAUGAAAUGUCCAAGAUGGAGUAACAUGGGGAAAUCUUCCUACUACCCACGAUGGAUGCAGAGCAUCUCUUCCUUCUGAGAUUGGUUCCUCCUGCAUGGCAUGGAAGAGACAGAUCACCAGGAGCGCGACACCUCUCCCGUCCUAGGCCUGUUUAGGCUGAGAGUCAGACCUCUGUCUACAACACUACUGGGGCUUAACACCUCUGACUUGGCGUCAGCAGGGUCCUAUUCAUUGGGUAUCAAAUGGAAGAAAACCGAUUUUUAAACAGGAGGUACUACCUGAACUUGUCCAAUAAGAAAUGCUGGUUAUAGUUUUCCGUUGCAAAACAUUUUUGCUGCGGUGUGCCCUAAUGUGUUUAGCCCUCUCACCCUCUCCACAAACCAAGACAUAACAAUUGAGUGUGUCCCAAAGUGCACCCUAUUCCCUAUUCAGUGCCUCCGGAAAAUAUUCAGACUCCUUUACUUUUUUUCACAUUUUGUUACAUUACAGCCAUGUUCUAAAAUUGAUUAAAUGUUUUUUUUCCCUCAUCAAACUACAUUCAAUAACUCAUAAUGACUGAAUGAAAAUAGGUUUUUAGAAUGUUUUGCAAAAUAAAAGAACUGAAAUAUCACAUUUCCAUAAGAAUUCAGACCCUUUACUCAGAACUUUGUUCAAGCAUUUUUGGCAGUGAUUACAGCCUCGAGUCUCGUUGGGUUUGACACUAUACGCCUGCCACUCCUGUAUUUAGGGGAGUUUCUCCCAUUCUUCUCUGCAGAUCCUCUCGAGCUCUGUCAGGUUGGAAGAGGAGUGUCGCUGCACUGUUUUUUUUUACGGUCUCAAGUGAUGUUAGCUCGGGUUCAAGUCCAUGCUCUGGCUGGGUCCCUCAAGGACAUUCAGAGACUUGUCCUGAAGCCACUCCUGCAUUGUCUUGGUUGUGUGCUUAGGGUCAUUGUCCUGUUAGAAGGUGAACCUUUGCCCCAGUCUGAAGUCUUGAGCACUCUGGAGCAGGUUUUCAUCAAGGAUCUCUCUGUACUUUGCUCUGUUCAUCUUUCUGUCGAUUCUGUCUAGUCUCCAACUCCCUAACGCUGAAAAACAUCCCCACAGCAAGAUGCUGCCACCACCAUGCUUCACCGUAGGGGAUGGUGCCAGGUUUCCUCCAGAUGUGAUGCUUGACAUUCAGGCUAACAAGUUCAAUCUUGGU
Molecule: messenger RNA, 2927 nt
Organism: Oncorhynchus gorbuscha (pink salmon)
Lineage: Eukaryota; Metazoa; Chordata; Actinopteri; Salmoniformes; Salmonidae
Product: transmembrane protein 87A-like
Exons: 19
Coding region: 34-1770 (578 amino acids)
Biological process (GO): retrograde transport, endosome to Golgi
Cellular component (GO): membrane; Golgi apparatus
Source: RefSeq, a predicted model, not a curated record